CAAUACUUGGUAAGCGUAAAACGUUUGCCUAGAAUUUCUUGACGUGAAAACCGUCACUUAUGAAAACUAAAAGGUCUAACGGCUGAGUAGAGAAAUCUAAAUGGGCUCUGCGAAGAUAUGUCGAGCGUGCUUGUCACCUGAGGGACGAGUAAGUCUUCUAGAUUGGUAUCAACCUAUUGACUACUUGGAUUAUAUUUUAUCAUACAAAGAGUGUUUUUGCAAAUGCACUCAAAUAAAUCUUAGUUUAAAAAACGAGGAUACCGAAACUAAUGAGAGCCGAUCUCAAUAUUUGUGCCAAUAUUGUGCCCAAAGGCUCACGGAUGCAUACGACUUUAUUGAAAAAGCAAGGAGAUCCGAUACUGAAUUACGUUCUACACUAAUUGAGGGAGUGAGUUUAGACAGUUUGGCAAAUAAUUUUGAAUGGGUUCCAGUAAAGGAAAAAAUAUUGGAUGUUGAUGACUCAGACACUCAGCUAGAAGCCAAGUGUUGCCUUGAAGAUAUAGCGACCACAAGUGAAUUAAAUGAUAACCUAACAGAUGGAAAAGAGCCUUCUCUAACCAAAGAUUUCAGCGAAGAAAUACAAGCAGGUAACGAAUGGGAUGGGGGUGAUUUAUCAAAUGUAAGCGAUAAAACAUUCUUGCCUCACAAAAAACUAAAAAUUAAAAUGAAGAAAACUCAAGUUAAAAGGAAGGAUGGGCUUAAAAGCAAUGUGAAAGGUGAUGACAUUGUAACGUGCGAGGAAUGUAAAAAAACUAUGAUGAGAUCGGUGCUGCGGAAACACAAGUCAAUUCACAAACCUAAGGUUUUUCUUUGUCAAUCAUGUCCAAAGACAUUUCGGGAUUCCAAUGGCCUAAAAUAUCAUGAACUUAUUCAUCAAGAGAAUCGAAAUAGAUACCCAUGUGAAAAAUGUCACCAGAAAUUUUUAUCGCCAUAUACAUAUAAGAGACAUUUGGAGACACAUGAAAGCAACAGAAAACCGAUAUAUAAGUGUUCCAAGUGUGAUAAAACAUUCUUGCAUAAAAACGGCUUAACAAUCCACGAACUUCACCACCAAGGAGCAACACUAGAAUGCAAUAUUUGCCAAAAACGUUAUGUUCGACAAAUAGAUCUGGAUACACAUUUACGAACACAUUCAGGGGAAUCACCAUUUGUAUGCCAUAUAUGUGGAAAAUCUUUUAUCCAUAAACGUAUUCUCAAUAGACACAUGCAGUAUCAUGAAGGAUACUUCAGCUACACAUGCAUAACUUGUGGAGUUAAAUUUUCAAAAUAUGACCAAUACUACAAUCACCGAAUGCAGCACACUGGCUUACCUUAUAAAUGCGGCUUAUGUGAAAAACAGUUUCCUGAUGCUUACAAAAUCAAGCGACAUAUUAGAGGAGUUCAUAAAAUUUUGGAAAGCAACGAAGUAGCAAAAUCGGUUGUAAAAAUAAAUUCAACAAAAGAACAUAGAGGACGAAUAGUGGAGGUUUUGAAGAACCCGGAAGACGAAAAACAAACACAAACUUGAUUUCAGUCCUCUUCUGUGUAAUGAAUAAAAAGCUCUUUUCUUGAUAAAUUGGCAAGUUCUCAAAUACUCUUGAUAGUGCUUUUUUAUAAAUAAAACAAUUUUUUACUGUAUGAGCAUAAUUGUGGAUAAGAAAUUGUUAGCAUGGAAUAUACAUACUUUACUUAUA
Messenger RNA from Ceratitis capitata (Mediterranean fruit fly), 1673 nucleotides. Its product is annotated as zinc finger protein 883. The transcript is spliced from 5 exons. Gene Ontology annotation, cellular component: nucleus. Bases 101 to 1507 code for a protein of 468 amino acids. Lineage: Eukaryota; Metazoa; Arthropoda; Insecta; Diptera; Tephritidae. Gene Ontology annotation, molecular function: DNA-binding transcription factor activity, RNA polymerase II-specific; RNA polymerase II transcription regulatory region sequence-specific DNA binding; zinc ion binding. Gene Ontology annotation, biological process: regulation of transcription by RNA polymerase II. The record is from RefSeq and is a predicted model, not a curated record.